Saccostrea echinata is the source of this 678-nucleotide messenger RNA. RefSeq lists its product as uncharacterized. The coding region runs from base 139 to 678 and encodes 179 amino acids. The transcript has 4 exons. The record is from RefSeq and is a predicted model, not a curated record. NCBI's taxonomy places the organism in Eukaryota, Metazoa, Mollusca, Bivalvia, Ostreida, Ostreidae.
UAGCAAACAGGAUAUUGAAGGUCUCCUCUUGUGUCUUUGAUUGCUCUAGCCUGACUAGCUGGAAUCCCGAGGCGUGUUAAGAAUCGGAGAUGUCGGGUUUCCGGUCUUAAAUUGAAUCUUGGGCCUACCUCGUUUAGGAUGACGAAUUGCAGCUACACAGACAGUAAUGGGACCUUAAUUAGUCUUCAAUGUGUUAAUUACUGUUGUAUUGGAAGAGAUGUUAAUUAUUGUUCAGCUUCAACUUGUUCAAGCACUACAUCUACCGAGGACAAUCUACCAGUAUUAUUUUGGGGAAUCUUGGGAGGUAUAUUCGCCAUCGGACUUAUUCUGAUUACAGUUACCUAUAUCAUAUGCCGAUUCCGAUCUCCAAAUAGCUGCACAAAAAGUUAUUCGGAUGACGAAAUGUUUGAUGAAGAGUCGAUGACAUCACAAAGAAGGCGAUCUUCUUUAUUUGUAACGAAAUACUUGCGACGAGAGAGUAUUUGGAGAUUGAAAACUAGGAGGAAAUCUCAACUGACUGUGAAAGUACACGGGAAUCAUGCAAGCACGAGCAAAGCAGACGUUCAUUCAGAACACUUAACAAAAAAGAACCAUGUGAAAAAUGGACGUCUGCAUCUCAGUAGCGGGGGUGGUGGCAACAAAAACCUAUCUUCAGCACUACCCGAAGUUGUAGAUUGA